Molecule: messenger RNA, 1592 nt
Organism: Myotis davidii
Lineage: Eukaryota; Metazoa; Chordata; Mammalia; Chiroptera; Vespertilionidae
Gene: MAPK3
Product: mitogen-activated protein kinase 3
Exons: 8
Coding region: 374-1171 (265 amino acids)
Biological process (GO): protein phosphorylation; intracellular signal transduction
Cellular component (GO): nucleus; cytoplasm
Molecular function (GO): MAP kinase activity; ATP binding
Source: RefSeq, a predicted model, not a curated record
ACCGAAGGGCUGCCUGGCCGGUCCCCAGCUUUCUCCCUGGAGAGCGCAGGCCUUCGCAGCAGGAAGGAACCAGCAUUGUUUACGACUUGGCCAGAGCCCUCCCCAGCUCCCUCCCUUCCCGGCCACGGCCUGGGUGGGGCCGGCCGGCCUGGCCUCCCCCUCUGUGGGGCCACACCAACACCACCUCUCUGGCCCUCUCAGCUCGGCUUACGACCACGUCCGCAAGAUCCGCGUGGCCAUCAAGAAGAUCAGCCCCUUCGAGCACCAGACCUACUGCCAGCGCACGCUGCGGGAAAUCCAGAUCUUGCUGCGCUUCCACCACGAGAACGUCAUCAGCAUCCGAGACAUUCUGCGGGCACCCACCCUGGAUGCCAUGAGGGAUGUCUACAUUGUGCAGGACCUGAUGGAGACAGACCUGUACAAGUUGCUCAAAAGCCAGCAGCUGAGCAACGACCACGUCUGCUACUUCCUCUACCAGAUCCUGCGGGGCCUCAAGUAUAUCCACUCGGCUAACGUGCUCCACCGGGAUUUAAAGCCCUCCAACCUGCUCAUCAACACCACCUGCGACCUUAAGAUCUGCGAUUUUGGCCUGGCCCGGAUCGCCGACCCCGAGCAUGACCACACUGGCUUCCUGACAGAAUACGUGGCCACGCGCUGGUACCGGGCCCCAGAGAUCAUGCUGAACUCCAAGGGCUACACCAAGUCCAUCGAUAUCUGGUCUGUGGGCUGCAUUCUGGCUGAAAUGCUCUCCAACCGGCCCAUCUUCCCCGGCAAGCACUACCUGGACCAGCUCAACCACAUUCUGGGCAUCCUGGGCUCCCCAUCCCCAGAGGACCUGAACUGUAUCAUCAACAUGAAGGCCCGGAACUACCUGCAGUCUCUGCCCUCCAAGACCAAGGUGGCCUGGGCCAAGCUCUUCCCCAAGUCAGACGCCAAAGCCCUUGACCUGCUGGACCGGAUGUUGACCUUUAACCCUAAUAAACGGAUCACAGUAGAAGAAGCCCUGGCUCACCCCUACCUGGAGCAGUACUACGACCCAACGGAUGAGCCAGUGGCCGAGGAACCUUUCACCUUUGACAUGGAGCUGGAUGACCUGCCCAAGGAGCGGCUGAAGGAGCUCAUAUUCCAGGAGACGGCCCGCUUCCAGCCUGGGGUGCUGGAAGCCACCUAACCUGAACAGAUGCCUCCUCUCCCCGGGGCCGGGCCCUGCCUCCUGUCUGCCCCUCCCCUGCUGGACUGUUAGAAAAUGGACACUGUGCCCAGCCCGGACCCCGGCAGCCCACGGCGGGGACAGGGCGGGCCUGGCCAUCUUCCCUUGCUUUGCUCGGGCCUCCGGCUUCAGGCAGGCCCCGGCCCCCUCCCUUCCCCCUCACAGGACCUGUGGCUCAGGUGGCCCCAAAGCAGACUCCCCUCAGCUGCUCUGCCUUCCUCUCCCCCAGCUGUCCCAGUCUCUGGUGGUUCUGGAAUCGAAGGGCUCUGGCUGCCCUGUCACCUCCUGAGGGACGGCCGGGGAUAGGGCACACUGAGUUGGGACUCAGGGCCAGCUGUGCCCCACUCACCUCAUUCAAACCCCGCCCAUUUCCCCUCAAGGA